Penicillium expansum is the source of this 318-nucleotide messenger RNA. RefSeq lists its product as uncharacterized. The transcript has a single exon. Lineage: Eukaryota; Fungi; Ascomycota; Eurotiomycetes; Eurotiales; Aspergillaceae. Bases 1 to 318 code for a protein of 105 amino acids. The record is from RefSeq and is a predicted model, not a curated record.
AUGAUCAAUGCAUGGCAUAGCGAUUCAUCCUUCUGUACACAGUUGAUCGACCCUUUAUCAGCACCUGAAUGGCAUCUGACGGCCCGGCGCCGUCAAAUAUUAUGCGAUCAAAGUCUUCGACAACUCAUACAUAGACCAUUACUUUUGAAAUGGUUCAAAAAAAAGUCCAAGGAAACCGAACAGCCACCUGAAGCGCACUCGGCAGAAUCUCGCUGUCGUGCACAGGGCCUGAACGUUGCUCGAAACACAAUCGGACUGAUAUCAGAAUCUAUUACCAAUGGUUGUUACUCCAGGUUGACCCUUUCGUUCACAUUGUGA